AUGCACGUAGAAAAGCUCUUUUUUCCUGAGUUUUCCUGCGUCACAUCGGGCUCUCAGGAGCUCCCGUACUGGGUCCCGGUGGUGUGGCUCCCCAUCGUCUGCUACUUCUGCUGGCACUGCUACUCCACGCUGGCCCAGGGCGCCACCCGGAUUAUCCUCACCUCAGGCGUGUCCUUCCCCGUGCACCAGUACAUGUUCCCGGUCCUGUUCCUGCUGGGCUGGUUCCUGUGGUCCUUCAUCGAGUACUGCAUCCACCGCUUCGUGUUCCACAUGAAGCCGCCGGCCCACAACUACUACCUCAUCACGCUGCACUUCCUGCUGCACGGCCAGCACCACAAGUCUCCGUUCGACGGCUCCCGGCUGGUUUUCCCGCCCGGCCUGGCCUCCAUCGUGGUGGUGGCGUUCUACCUGGUCCUGCAGAAGACGCUGCCGGAGGUUUUGGGCACGUCGGUGUUCGUGGGGGGGCUCUGCGGCUACGUGGUCUACGACAUGAUCCACUACUACCUGCACUACGGCUCCCCCAAGAGGGGCUCCUACCUGUACAGCCUGAAGGCCUACCACGUCAAGCACCACUUCGAGCACCAGAGAUCAGGCUUUGGGAUCACCAGUACGUUUUGGGACCACCCCUUCAACACCGUCAUCCCGGAUGAGAAGACCAGUUCAGAAAAACCCGCUUUGAGUGAGACGCCGUGGGAGAGAGAAAAGGAGCCUGGAGAUGGGGGAGUGGAGGAGGCAAAUAGGACCCAGGGCUGCAGCUGCCUGAGCAGGGAGGGGCCUGAGAACCAGGCUCCAGCCACACAGCACCACGCCCUGCAGCCUGUGGAGGUUCCUCUGCAUUCCUGCCCCCCCCACCCUCCCCUCCCAGACCACCUCGUGAUGAUCCGGGCGGGAGAGGCGGAGCCCUCAAAGGAUGGGAGGCUGGGCGGCGGCGGCUGGACCCGGGUCAGCUGCCCCUGCUGCCACGCCCAGCGCGUCCAGCCGCUGGUCCUGGUGAAGCUGGGCCCCAAAGUCGGGCCCGAGACCAAGAGGUGGCUCCUCAGGCUGAUCGCCGCCCCGCAGAAGGACGGAGGCGCGGCCCUGCUGGCCCACCCGGGGGAGGACGCGGGCGGGGACCUCCUGGUGCUGUCGGCCCCCCGCUGCACGCUGCUGCGGGCCUGCGAGGAGCUGGGGCUCUGCAGGGCCCACCGGGACGGGGGCAUGGAGGCCUUCUCCCACAGCCACCGGGACGGCUUCAGGGACGCGGACAACAUGGAGGCGUUUCUGACGCUGGCGGAGCGGCAGUUCGUAGUGAAGCACGCGCUGGACGGCAUGCGGGCGAAGACGGAGCUGAAGAUCCCCGGCCUGCCGGACAGCUGCAGGCUGCUGAACCGGGACAGUAUC
Messenger RNA from Menidia menidia (Atlantic silverside), 1380 nucleotides. The record is from the annotation of a GenBank genome assembly. Lineage: Eukaryota; Metazoa; Chordata; Actinopteri; Atheriniformes; Atherinopsidae.